AAGUCCAGCCGGGGCAGAUCAUUAACCUGUUUAAUCUAGUCCCGCACUCUCUACACUAUAAAGCUGGCUCCCUGCAGCCUGCCUGAGAAAAGGGUUGGCACGUGGCUGCUGUGGCUGCUCAGAGACAGCAACAUGGGGCCUGCAGAACCCGUUCACACAUCCAGUCUCUGUGAAGGGCCAGUGAAGCACUCAGACAAAGCAGCCGAGCCUGAGUUUUCACCUCUAGAUGGAAGUAUGCAGGCUGAGGCCCAGGAUCAGCCCAAUGAGGGGCCCAAGAACCCCGGAGGAGCCCACACACAGACCCCAGGCUUUGAUAUGAUCUACAGAAUUGAGGAUGUACCACCCUGGUACUUGUGUGUGCUGCUUGGACUGCAGCACUACCUGACAUGUUUCAGUGGGACCAUCGCUGUGCCCUUCUUAUUGGCAGAUGCCAUGUGUGUGGGACGGGACCAGUACACUGUGAGCCAACUGGUUGGCACCAUUUUCACCUGUGUGGGCAUCACAACUCUAAUACAGACCACUUUUGGGGUCAGGUUACCCCUCUUCCAGGCCAGUGCCUUUGCUUUCCUCAUCCCUGCCAAAGCCAUUCUAGGUCUGGAGAGGUGGAAGUGUCCCCCAGAAGAGGAGAUUUAUGGAGACUGGUCACUUCCUCUCAACACCACCCAUAUCUGGUACCCCCGGAUUAGAGAGAUCCAGGGGGCCAUUAUCAUAUCCAGUCUUGUAGAGGUGGUCAUUGGGUUUGUGGGACUCCCUGGGCUCCUGCUGAACUCCAUUGGACCCCUGACCGUCACCCCCACUGUGUCUCUUAUAGGCCUGUCCGUCUUCCAGACUGCAGGAGAGCGAGCAGGCAGCCACUGGGGCCUCUCUCUGCUGUGCAUCUUCUUAAUUGUGCUGUUUGCUCAGUAUCUGAGGAACUGGGCCUUCCCCUUUCCAUUUUAUUCCCGACAUAAGGGCUGUCACAUCACUCGCUUCCAGAUAUUCAAGAUGUUUCCGAUCAUCAUGGCGAUCAUGCUGGUGUGGCUUGUGUGUUAUAUUCUCACGCUGACGGACGUGCUGCCAAAUGACCCAUCGCAGUACGGCUACAAGGCUCGCACUGAUGCUCGGGGGGAGAUAAUGUCCCAGGCUCCGUGGUUCCGCAUGCCCUAUCCCUGUCAGUGGGGCUUACCCACAGUGACGAUAGCCGGCGUGCUGGGAAUGUUCAGCGCCACUCUAGCCGGCAUAGUGGAGUCUAUUGGAGAUUACUACGCCUGUGCCCGUCUCUCCGGAGCCCCCCCGCCCCCGGUUCAUGCCAUCAACAGAGGGAUCUUCACAGAGGGCGUGUGCUGCAUCAUAGCAGGCCUGCUGGGGACCGGCAAUGGGUCCACUUCUUCUAGCCCUAAUAUUGGAGUGCUUGGCAUCACCAAGGUGGGCAGUAGACGUGUGGUGCAGUAUGGGGCUCUCAUAAUGUUCCUCUUGGGGACCAUAGGCAAGUUCACAGCCCUGUUUGCCUCCCUCCCAGAUCCAGUGCUUGGAGGAAUGUUCUGCACAUUGUUUGGUAUGAUCACAGCUGUGGGUUUGUCCAACCUGCAGAGUGUGGAUCUGAACUCUUCAAGGAACCUGUUCGUUCUGGGGUUCUCCAUGUUCUCCGGCCUUAUGCUGCCAAAUUACCUGGAAACUCAUCCUGGCAGCAUUAAGACAGGUGUCCCAGAGCUGGAUCAAAUCCUUACAGUUCUCUUGACCACAGAGAUGUUUGUUGGAGGAUUUUUGGGAUUUAUACUGGACAACACCAUACCAGGCACAGCUAAGGAGCGUGGUCUCAUAGAAUGGAAAGCUGACAGCUCCUCUGAUAUAGGAGGUGUGACCUCGAACACAUAUAACUUCCCUGUUGGCAUGGGGCUGGUGAGGCGGCUGGGCUGCCUGCGCUAUCUGCCCAUCUGCCCCACUUUCCAGGGCUUCAAGCCAUGUUGCCGCAGAAAAAGCUUGUGUGAAGAACAGGACUUAAGAGAUGGUGAAGGUGUGGCGAGGAGCACUCCAGAGAGCUUAACCACUAAAGUAUAGCCAGAAACCUGCCCUUUAUUUCUUGAAUGUGUCAUUCUUUUUUCCAAAAGCAAGUAGAUUUUUUCAGAUAAGUCAUAUUUUGUAUGCUAAUGAUUUAUUUUGUAUUUAUUACUCCGUUAUGAGCACUGAACAUUCACAAACUGAAUUGUAAACACAGUACAUACUGUAUAUACCACCUGAAUAGUGGGUAUUAUUUAAUAUAACAUUAACAAAGAUGCUGGAAACAAGGUUUUAUUGGGUAAUUCUUCGUUUGGAAUGGAAAUUCAAGUAGAUAUUUGAUUUGAACUGAUCAUUUAUUCUGAACAUUUUCAUAUACAGCUCUGAAAAAAAAAGAGACCACUUCAGUUUCUGAAUCAGUGUUUCUGAUUUUGCUAAUUAUAGGUUUAUGUUUGAGUAAAAUGAACAUUGUUGUUUUAUUCUAUAAACUAUGGACAACAUUUCUCUCAAAUUCCAAAUAAAAAAUUUGUCAUUUAUAGCAUUUAUUUGCAGAAAAUGGCUAAAAUAACAAAAAAGAGCUUUCAGACCUCAAAUAAUGCAAAAAAAAACAAGUUCAUAUUCAAUAAGUUGAAAGAGUUCAGAAAUCAAUAUUUGGUGGGAUAACCCUGGUUUUUAAUCACAAUUUUCGUCCAUCUUGGCAUAUUCUCCUUCACCAGUCUUACACACUGCUUUUGGAUAACUUUAUUCCACUCCUGGUGCAAAAAUUCAAGCAGUUCAGCUUGGUGGUCUCUUUUAAGUGUUUUUUUUUUUCAGCGCUUUAUAUAUAUGUGGGAUCAUUUUAAAAACCUCAUGUACAUAAUUAAAUUAUAUAACACAAGUGACACAUAGGAAUGAUAUGCUGCCUGAUACAUGAAAUUAGAAAUAAAUUGAUGGUAGUAUAGACCCAGCUUCUUGAGUGCUUUUAUUUUAAUCCACAACCCAAGCUAGCAGUUUAACAAAGCUAAAAAACAUUAUUAUAAAAUGUCAUACAAAAGUACUGAUAACAUUGGUAACAUCAGAAACAUAAAUGUUUGUGACAAAGGUAUUUUUUUAAACAGUACAUAUUGUUAAUGUGUUGAUAAUGUAUUUUGUACACCUGGAUCUGUAAUGAACAUUGGCAUAAGUUAAACCUUUAAAGUACUUUUAUAUUAAAAAUGUUUACUCAAAGGUUGGAAAUGAAUAUGAACAUGAACCAUGAUUAAUGUGUGAAUUUGCGUACUACUCUAGAUUCUUUGCUUCAUAAUGUUAAUAUAUGCAAACCUUUGUGACAUGAUUUUUCCCUCCAAAUUCAGAAUAACUCUUUCCAAAAAUAAAUGAAACAGAAAAACUGUA
This is a messenger RNA of Astyanax mexicanus (Mexican tetra), 3345 nucleotides long. It is a transcript of the gene slc23a1, whose product is annotated as solute carrier family 23 member 1. Gene Ontology annotation, biological process: transmembrane transport. The transcript is spliced from 14 exons. Gene Ontology annotation, cellular component: membrane. Lineage: Eukaryota; Metazoa; Chordata; Actinopteri; Characiformes; Acestrorhamphidae. Bases 133 to 2037 code for a protein of 634 amino acids. The record is from RefSeq and is a predicted model, not a curated record. Gene Ontology annotation, molecular function: transmembrane transporter activity.